Messenger RNA from Cuscuta campestris, 1430 nucleotides. NCBI's taxonomy places the organism in Eukaryota, Viridiplantae, Streptophyta, Magnoliopsida, Solanales, Convolvulaceae. The record is from the annotation of a GenBank genome assembly.
GACGUGAUUCGUCCAUUCCCGUAAGGAAUUGCCCUAUCUUUCUUUCUCUAUAAAUACUCUCCUGAAAUAGUGAGUACCAGUCCAGAAAUUAAUUUCCGUAGUAGAGCAAUCAACAAAACUCACCCGAUCGAAAUAAUUAAUUAAUUCCCGUAGCUAAUCAAUCAUGGCGGCGCCGCCGGCGGAGGCACCGUGGACCACCGACCCGGAGGUGGAGAAGUACUUGAGCGAACUGCCGUCCGGCUACCGGUUCCGGCCGACUGACGGGGAGCUGGUGGUGGAUUACCUGAGAAACAAGAUUCUUGAUCAGGUGGCUGAUGACUAUGUUUUGGUGAAGAUAUAUCACAAGAACAUGAUGAAGAGCAACUUUUCUAUUCCCGCACCACAAGUAUUACAGCAAGAUCCUCUUCAAGAUAACAAUGCUGUUGCGGCAGAUCAUCAACAAGAAGAUAAUGAUAAAGCCCUUGUUCCAAUCACCAUUGUUGCUGCAGAAAGUCAUCAUAAUCAAGAUAGUGAUGAAGGGAUGGAGGAAUACCAUCACAACAACAUGAACAACAACUCAUCAUUUGCUGCACUACAAGUACCAGAUUAUAAUGACGAAGAUUUUAUUGAAGGCAUGAAUUUACUGAUUCUGCAUCAAGAUAAUGAAGGCAUGAUAAAUUUAUUCAUUCAUCAACAAGAGGAAGCCCCCCUCCUCCUCCUUCCAAAUGAUCAUCAUCAACACCAUCCUCAAGAUGAUAGUGGCAAAAAUGAUGAUGGGAUGAAUAAUCAUCAAGAGGACAAAUCCCUCCUUCCAAAUGCUUAUGCUGCUGCUCAAUCAUCUUCUUCAUCAUCAUCAAGCCAAUAUAAUGAUGAAGCCAUGAUGAACUUCUUGAUCCAACAAGAGGAGAUCAAACCCACCCUUCCAAACACAAGUCCUACACUUCAUCAUCAUCAACAUGAACAUGAUGAUGCUCCAAAUGAUCAUCUUCAUUAUCUACUCAACGAUAAUCGUGAAGCUCAGCAUCAGCAUCCAACAAACACGUUGUCGCCAUGCAUUGCCCAAGACUAUAUGAUGCUCUCCGAUUUCGCGUCUGGCGAUGAAAGGCUUCAAGUAGAGUCAUCGGCUCCGUUCCCAACGUCACCAAUCAGAUACGACGACGACUGCUCGUACCCACUCGAAGACUUCUGCGAUAUAUGGUCGGAGUCAUAUCAUCAAGACUUAAUGUUUGCUCCACAAGAUGCUGCUUAUGAUGCUCAUUAUUAUCAUGAACUUGAUAAUAAUAACAAACGUCAAAGGCUCAUUUAGAUUUUGGAACACUUCAAUGUUGUUGUACUGUAUGUUUCCAUUUUUUGUUUAGACAUCGUCCCACCAUCAAGUUCUCUAUCCUAUCAUUUUUUGUUGUACUGUAUGUGUUUUUUUUCAAAUACUGCAAGAAAUAAAGUGAUGAUUG